UCCUAUCUUUUGGAUAGUUGCCUAGCGAUGUCACCUCGGCAGCGUCACCGGGAAAGAGUCGCCAUGCCGAUUGCAUUGCUGAACGUCAACAAAAAUGUCCCACAUUCUGGAACGAUGAGGGAUAUAUCUAUUCUGCAUUGCUGAGAGCCUAAGCCCCAUAAGACGACGAUGUGCCAUGUAUGGCUAUUAGCUAGCCCACUCUCUUCCGUAUCGAUUUUCGGAGAAUCCUAACACCAACUUGGAAUGUCCGAGAUACACAACAUUUUCCAUUACUUUAUCCAUCUGAUCACAAGUUUACAACUAUGUACCUCCUCUACUUCUAUAUAAAAGCACCAGUGUUCUAUAUGUAAUCUCAACGGCAUCAGAUGACGAUGAGGACCUACACCACAUGCAGCGCGGUCGUGCUCGCACUCCUACUGGGCGCAGCGCUCGCUAAUGCUGCAAUCCUGCAGGAGCGAGAUGUGCUGAAGACUUUCAUCGAAGCCAGAGCCAGGGCGAACGGGCACGUCAGGCCAGACACAUAUGCGGAGGAGGACACAUGGGCCGACCCGGACAGCAGCUUCAAGCACCUUCCCACCAAGUGCUCCACCCCGCCGCCCGGCACUAGGGAGGCCGACAAGAUCGCGGCGCUGCCCGGCCAGCCCCCGCGCGUCAACUUCGACCAGUACUCCGGCUACGUCACGGUGAGCGAGCAGCACGGCCGCGCGCUCUUCUACUACUUCGUCGAGUCCCCGUACGAGGCCGCCUCCAAGCCCCUCGUCCUCUGGCUCAACGGCGGGCCAGGCUGCUCGUCGCUGGGCGCCGGCGCCUUCCAAGAGCUCGGUCCGUUCCGUGUGAACCCCGACGGCAAGACCCUCAGCAGAAACAGACACGCAUGGAACAACGUGGCAAAUGUACUCUUCCUGGAGUCGCCAGCGGGUGUCGGGUUCUCGUACUCCAACACGUCGUCCGAGAACUACGUGAGCGGCGACAGGAGGACGGCCGUGGACGCCUACAUCUUCCUGCUCAACUGGCUAGAGAGGUUUCCCGAGUACAAGGGGCGGGACUUCUUCAUUGCCGGUGAGAGCUACAGCGGCCACUACGUCCCUCAGCUUGCCUCGGUCAUCAUCGCCCUCCACAAAUUCGGUCUCACAAGCAUGAACCUCAAGGGGAUCUUUGUUGGCAACCCUCUUCUUGAUGACUACAAGAACGACAAGGGAUCGCUAGAGUUCCUGUGGAAUCACGGUGUGAUGUCCGACGAGGUGUGGGGCGACAUCAGCGCGCACUGCAGCUUCGGGCGGGUUGAGGGCAAAGCGUGUGGCCAAGCCAAGGACUCGUUCAGAACUGGCCACAUCGAUGCCUACAACAUCUACGCCCCGAUCUGCCUCGUGUCGCGAAACGGCACUCUCUAUUCCAGCAGCUACUUAGCAGGCUAUGACCCGUGCAUCGGUGCCCAUGUCAGCGUCUACUUCAACAAACCUGAGGUGCAGAAGGCUAUACAUGUCCGAACAAAGACAGAGUGGUCAGAGUGCGCUGACCUACGUGAUUGGACCGAUGCACCAGUUUCAAUGGUGCCAACCCUGGAUUGGCUUAUCGGCAACGGGUUAAGAGUCUGGAUCUAUAGUGGUGACAUGGAUGACGUUUGCCCCAUUACCGCGACGAGGUACUCUGUGAAGGAUCUCGGUUUGUCCAUCACAAAACCGUGGCGUCCAUGGUACACCCCUCAAAGCGAGGUUGGAGGAUACGCUCAGCAAUAUGAGGGAGGGUUCACGUUUGCCUCUGUGCGAGGAGCUGGCCAUCUAGUUCCUAGCUUCCAGCCUAAGCGAUCGCUUGUUCUAUUCUACUCCUUCCUAAAAGGUGUUCUGCCACCUGCAUUCCCGAAAGUGAGUCAGUGAGCAUAUGGCUUGGCAUCUAUAGUUCUAAGAUUGCAGCCGGCCGGCUGGAGGAACUACUAGGGAUGCCGGACAGUAAUAAAAUAAGCGUGAUCAAGGUCCUGAUGCGAUAUUUGAGUUUUUUUUAAGUAUGGUUCCACCUUUGUGAGCGUUGUCCCAAAGAAUGUUAGGGAAACAUCGUUGUUUACUCAAUAAUACAAUGUAUUAUGUUUUUGU
Messenger RNA from Lolium perenne, 2087 nucleotides. RefSeq names its product serine carboxypeptidase 1. Gene Ontology annotation, molecular function: serine-type carboxypeptidase activity. The record is from RefSeq and is a predicted model, not a curated record. Gene Ontology annotation, cellular component: vacuole. NCBI's taxonomy places the organism in Eukaryota, Viridiplantae, Streptophyta, Magnoliopsida, Poales, Poaceae. Gene Ontology annotation, biological process: proteolysis.